Molecule: messenger RNA, 1213 nt
Organism: Juglans microcarpa x Juglans regia
Lineage: Eukaryota; Viridiplantae; Streptophyta; Magnoliopsida; Fagales; Juglandaceae
Product: anther-specific proline-rich protein APG-like
Exons: 5
Coding region: 14-1213 (399 amino acids)
Molecular function (GO): hydrolase activity, acting on ester bonds
Source: RefSeq, a predicted model, not a curated record
CGUUUUCCUUAUCAUGGCCAUGGUUGGUCUGCAUGUUUCCCAACCUUUACCUGCGAUGCCCGGCCCUGCACCUGUGGUUUCUGCCCUUCAACCGACACUUGCACCUGCACCUAUGGUACCCGCCCCUGAACCUGCACCUGUAAUUGUUGUGCCAGCUCCUGCACCUGCACCUCAUGUGGUGCCAGCACCGGCACCAACGCCUACCGGACCUGUGGUACCUGCUGUUUUCAUAUUUGGCGACUCAACCGUAGAUGUUGGGACAAACAAUUACUUGAAUAAGAGUGGAGCAAAGGCAGAUAUGCCGUAUAAUGGGAUAGACUAUCCAGGAUCAGUCUCAACGGGAAGGUUUAGUAAUGGUUACAACACAGCUGAUUGUUUAGUCAUGUCUAUGGGUUACCCCGAGAGCCCGCCAGCUUUUCUCCACAUUCUUAACAAGCACAGGAAGUAUUUAAGGAGCAUCCAAAACUUCAGGGGCGUUAACUUUGCCUCUGGAGGAUCCGGACUUCUCCUCGAUACCGGAAAUAUUUCAUACACAGAGGUUAUUCCCAUGAGGGAACAGGUCCAACAGUUCGCAACCGUUCACAGCAAUCUCUCGGAAGCGUUGGGUGGAUCUCCGGAGAACAUCAUUAGCAAGUCUUUCUUUCUCAUCAGCGUGGGAAGCAAUGACAUCUUUGAAUAUUUUGUUGAUCUCAACACUAAUCAAACCCUGCAAGUGUUUAUCGCCACUUUAAUGGAUAAUUACCGAACUCAUUUAAAGAGUCUUCUACAUCUUGGGGCGAAAAAAAUUGGGAUAAUUAGUGUGCCAGCAAUUGGGUGCUGCCCAUACCAACGUACUUUCAAUGAGAGUGGUGGUUGCAUGGAGGCAUUGAAUGAGCAUGCUCAAGUGUUCUAUGAGGAACUGCGGGUCCUCAUGGAGAAUCUAACCACAGAGCACCCUGCGAUGUUCUACUCACUUGGAAACGCAUAUAAAAUGACAACUGAUCUACUUCACUUUGCUGAUCAUGAUCCUCAAUCUCCAGGCAAGGCACAAGUGCCGGCCAUCUUCAUAUUCGGAGAUUCGAUUGCUGAUGUUGGGACAAACAAUUUACUGAACAAAACUAUAGCGAGGGCCAACUUCCCUUAUAACGGGAUCGACUAUCCUUUCUACAAGCCAACAGGGAGGUUCAGUAAUGGCUUCAACGCUGCUGACCAAAUUGGUACGUACUCAAUUUAA